Molecule: messenger RNA, 1362 nt
Organism: Peniophora sp. CBMAI 1063
Lineage: Eukaryota; Fungi; Basidiomycota; Agaricomycetes; Russulales; Peniophoraceae
Source: the annotation of a GenBank genome assembly
AUGUGCUCACAGAAGGACUUCACCAUCGCCAUCGUCGGAGGUGGCUUUGUAGGACUCGUAUGCGCCAUCGAGCUCGCAAGGGCGGGCAUACCAGUCAACGUCUUUGAAGCUACUUCAGGCUACGGCGAUAUUGGCGCCGGUGUCGGGAUCGGACCGAACGCACUGCGCGUGCUGAAACAUAUGGGCAUCGCCGAUGAGAUCGAGUCUGUACUCGAAGACCAAGGGCCGCAUCAGAGCCUUAUGACGUUCGUCAGAGGCGAAGACGUACAUCACGUCGUGUACCAGUACCCCUCUGAUAAGCGAAAGGAUCAAGGCCUCGCCGUGCACAGAGCAGCUUUUCUGAAUGCGCUUCUGCGCGUUGUACCCUCGAACGUAAAGAGCCACUUGAACAAGCGCUGCGUUUCAGUCUCCACUAUGCCCGACGGACGGGCUCGAGUACGCUUUGCGGAUGGUACCGAGCAUAUAGCCGAUGUCGUCGUCGGUGCGGACGGGAUCAAGAGUGUUGUUCGUGCACACGCACUUGGCGAUAAAGAUGAUCGGCUCGUCGAUACGCUCUGUUGUGCAUAUCGAACGCUGGUGCCUAUGCAGCAGCUCUUAGAUGCAGGCGUCGAUCCCGAGUUGCUCAAGCCUCACGCGCGAUGCUGGAUGGGCAACGGCAAGCAUAUCAUCAUGUAUCCCGUCUCCUCUGGCACGAUGCUCAACAUCGCGGCGUUCACUACCGACCGUUCGCGCCCCAUGCAGCCUGCGGGCCCCAAGUCCUCUUGGUCGACCUGGGUCUCUCCCGCGCCUCUCUCUGAGGUUCUCUCUGCCUUCUCAGACUUCGGACCCGACGCCAAGGCGAUACUUGGUUGUAUAGACGUGCCGAGCAAGUGGGCCGUCCAUGGGAUGUAUCCUCCAAUGGACACCUAUGUCGGGCGUGCGAGGACCGAAGGAGAAUCUAGGGAUAGGCCGGGAAUGAUGAAAGUGAAUGCGGUGCUCGUAGGCGACGCGGCGCACGCGAUGUUGCCGCAUCUCGGUGCAGGAGCGGGGGCCGGGAUCGAAGACGCCUUCGUCCUCGCGCGUCUACUCGCCCAUCCGCAGACGAAGCGCCGAAACCUAAACGAGGUCCUGCGCGCCUAUGAUAGCGUGCGCGUCCCACGCGGAGCGUACAUCGCCAAUGCAAGUAAACGAGCUGAAGACGCGUAUCAGGGUCGCGGGCCGAACGGGUCGUCCGAUGCAGGACGUAGGAAAGAUCUGACGCUGCAGUGGGAAAGGGUGUGGGAGCAUGAUGCUCAGACAGACGUGCAGAGGGCUAUCGGGGCGCUUGUUGCAAGGGGAGUAUUCUUCGGCCCUGCGCAUGAGAGGGUGCAGGCGAGGCUUUGA